CUUUCAUUAUACCUUCAUAUGCAUAUUCAUAAAAAUGGAAACCUGGUUCCUCAUAGUAGUCACUUUAGCUACCUCUUUUCUCAUAAAAUCUCUCGUUAACCUUUUCUCUCAACCCAAGAAUCAGACUCAGUGUCUUCCUCCAGGUCCUCCCAAGUUUCCGAUUGUCGGAAGCCUUGUAUGGCUGCGAAAAUCAUUCCGAGAGUUCGAAUCAACCCUCGGCUCUCUCCACAAAAAGCUUGGACCUGUCAUCACUCUUUACAUAGGCUCCCGCCCCACUAUAUUCAUCGCAGAUCGCUCUCUUGCCCAUCAAGCCUUAAUCCAGAGCGGAGCAGUUUUCGCUAACAGGCCUCCGUCAUCUUCCAUCAAUAAAAUUACUAACUGCAAUCAACAUAAUAUCAGCUCGUCGUUUUACGGUCCUACUUGGCGUCUUUUUCGCAGGAAUGUUACUUCUGAAAUCUUUCAUCCUUCACGGGUUAAAUCUUACUCUCAUGCUCGUAAAUGGUCUCUUCAAAUCCUAUUCGAACGCUUGGAAUCACAAUCGAAAUCUGGUGAUCAUGUCGUUGGUGUUCUAGGGAAUUUCCAGUUCUCUAUGUUCUGUUUAUUAGUGCUUAUGUGUUUUGGAGACCAGCUUGAUCAAAAACAAAUUGAGGAAAUAGAACGAUUAGAGCGUGGUGCAAUUGUGAAUAUUCAUAAACUCGAUAAACUCAAUAUUAUGCCAAGAUUGACCAAGAUUCUGUUUAGGAAAUCUUGGUCUGAGUUCUUGCAGAUUCAGAAGCAAAGAGAAGAGGCUUUGAUUUCAUUAAUAAGAGCAAGAAAGAAAGCAAAUGAAGAGAGAAGAAUUAAUAAUUCUAACGAUGACUACGUCGUGUCUUAUGUGGAUACGCUGUUUGAUUUACAACUUCCCGACGAGAGAAGAAAGCUUACCGAGAAGGAAAUGGUUGCUUUGUGCAAUGAGUUUCUUAAUGCCGGCUCGGAUACUACUUCCACAGCCUUGCAAUGGAUCAUGGCCAAUUUGGUUAAGUACCCUGAAAUUCAAGAAAAGCUAUACAUGGAAAUUAUACAAGUUGUAGGUGAUGGGGAAAAAGAAGUGAAAGAAGAGGAUUUGCAUAAAAUGCCUUAUUUGAAAGGUGUGAUUUUAGAAGGACUAAGGAAACACCCACCUGGACAUUUUGUACUGCCACAUGCUGUGACUGAAGAUAUUGUUUUAGAUAAGUUCAUGAUACCAAAAAAUGCUACUAUCAAUUUCAUGGUGGCAGAAAUGGGCUGGGAUCCGAAAGUAUGGGAGGAUCCGAUGGCGUUUAAGCCCGAAAGAUUUACAGGUAAUGAUAGGAAUGGAGAAGUGUUUGAUAUAACUGGUAGCAGAGAGAUUAAGAUGAUGCCAUUUGGUGUUGGAAGAAGAAUGUGCCCUGCUUAUGGAUUAGCAUUGCUUCAUUUAGAGUAUUUUGUGGCUAAUUUGGUUUCGAAAUUUCAGUGGAAAGCUGUGGAUGGAGAUGAGAUUGAUCUGUCUGAGAAGCUCGAGUUUACAACUGUGAUGAAGAAUCCAUUGCAAGCUCUAAUUUCACCCAGGUUUCACAAUUAAUAAUUAUUUUCAUGGGCUGUGUAAAAAGAUUCUAUAUAAAUACGUAAACUCUUAAUCUUAUUUUAAUGUAAGAACGUAUAACAAAAUUAAGUUGCAGAACAGUAUAUAUUUUUUGAUCAUGCUCGUCCAAAUUGGAAUCUUGUAUUUUUUUAUUAUUUCUAUUUGUGAUGUAAAUUUUAUAAAUAUAUAUAUAAAAAAAUUACACUAA
Mercurialis annua (annual mercury) is the source of this 1787-nucleotide messenger RNA. Its product is annotated as cytochrome P450 89A2-like. Lineage: Eukaryota; Viridiplantae; Streptophyta; Magnoliopsida; Malpighiales; Euphorbiaceae. Bases 35 to 1579 code for a protein of 514 amino acids. The record is from RefSeq and is a predicted model, not a curated record. Gene Ontology annotation, cellular component: membrane. Gene Ontology annotation, molecular function: oxidoreductase activity, acting on paired donors, with incorporation or reduction of molecular oxygen, NAD(P)H as one donor, and incorporation of one atom of oxygen; heme binding; iron ion binding. The transcript has a single exon.